AUGCUCACUUGCCCCAACUGUUCUGCUACAUUUGAUGUCAACAAAUAUUAUGGCAGGCAUAAGAAACAAUGUCUGAAGGAAGUGGAGACCUUUAUUUCUAAACAAAAUAAUCAAAGAAUCACUGUCAAGAAAAAUGACAAGGGUAAUUUUGAGUGCUACUGUUCUGAUAAUGGAUGCCCAGACCAGAAGAAAGUCUACAAAACCAUAGCGACUCUCAAAAAGCACAUGAAAAAAGUCAAGUCUCAUUGGAUUGGAUUAAGCAAGAUUGGACAACCUGAUCCAUAUCCACCUCAAGCCAUAGAUGGAUCAAUGACUGGUCAUCAGCCAACACCAACAUUCCAAGAAGAUCAACCCAUGGAUAUCGAUCAAGAUCUAGGAAUACAAGAGCAGUCUCAAUCCAAGGAAAUAAGCGGCCAACCACCUAUUUUGCAACUGGACCAUCAACCAGACCAUCAAGAUGGACUACUGCACCAUCCAUACCUAGACAGAAUUGGCAUGGCAGUGGAUGCAGACCUUCAAGUCCUAUGCUGUCUCAUCUGCCAGGUGUAUUGUCAAGCAAUCUCUGAGAUGGAAAUUGCCAUGACUCUUCUCAAUGGCAUCACUGGAGGUAAAGACAGCAAGGUAUUCAGAGGUCUAAAAGUAUAUGACAGUCUAGUCUGCAAUGCAUGUGCCUUCAUAUGUGGAUCCAAGAAAUGGAUGCAGACACAUCAUCAAGCAGAGCAUCCCUCUCUUAUCUUGCCCAAGCAGUGGUCCUCUUGCAAGAUGCAACAAUUGAACAAAGGGGCAAACAAGCGAUUCUGGCAGGAUGCUGAUGAUGAAGAACCAUUACAUGAUCAUCAGGAGGUCAUCGAUAGAUUGAGAAGAGAAAUGAACGAGGCAGUCAGAGUGGAACAGAUUGCUUCAGAGAAGUGCAUGACAUUACUGGACACCACAGACAAGCUGAUUCUGCAGAGGCUGAAUUUGCCUGAUCCAAUCAAAGAGGGAAUCAACAACACACCACUUCAUCAGCACCAAGAAAUGGCCACUCUCAAGGAAUACAUACAUCCAACAGCAGCCUUGCUAGUGAUGCUGAUAAGGACAGACAAAGAAGCAAGCUACUUUGUUCUAUUACCGGCAUGUCUAGAAGAUGUGAUCCAUGAUCUGCAGGUGUCUCUGAUGAAUGAAGAACGGAUCAUCCAAAGCAUGCAUGAGGUCCUCAAACAGGCAGAUGGAGGUCACAAGGAGGCCAGCUAUGUGAUGAAUCCUUUAGCAAAGCUAGAAUAUUGCAUACAACUUGUUUGCCUAGAAGAGACAAAGAUCCUAAGUGCUUCCACCUUUGAUGGGGAUGACGAAGCUGCUUUGGACUCUCUAUUACCUUGCACAAUGAGCACGCCUCGGGUCUGGUGGACGGACCGAAAGAAGUGGGAGGAGAUGUUGUACAAGGGCAACAAGGUGCAUAUAGACCACCUGAGGCAAAUGUUUGCUUUGAUGGAAAGCAAACUGGUGGACCUUUGGGAGAACAAGGUGCUGGUAGGAAUCAGCAUGCACGUAUGCUAUGAGGACAUCAAGGACGACAACACGAACCACGAUGUCGGCUACUCCUUUCUAUCAGAUCGCAGCAACAGUUGCUUUGCAGAUAGGGAUCGCUUUUUCAAGGCCAUCAUUGAGAAUCAAGAGACCUUUGGUCGGUUCGCCAUCAUUUGCGAUGGAGAGGUGAUUUGGGACAAAGGAGUGUUGAUGACUUGGUUGAGAGACUAUGCAGAGUUUCAAAAGCUAGUCCUAGCCAGAUGUGAGAUGCUCAGUGGAGCACCAGGCCGCAGCACUGAACUCACCACCAUGGUAUACAGAAACACCAAGCGCAACCUAGUGAUGCUAGGCAAGAACCUGACCAUGCUGAGGACAUAUCACAAGUCUAGAGUAUUGUCUGGGCUGGACAAGCUCAUUCCUCACUCCAUAAAUGGAGUGACAGCAGACCUGAUGAUCCAAGAUCUGGCCUUGACCAGACCAUUUGCAGAGAUAGCAGCUCAAAUCUGCUAUCCAGACAAGCCAGAGAUCAAAGAGAUGUAUCAGACACAUCUCUUCAUCAACAAGGACAAGCUGUUCAACACAGAUCAACUAUCCGCAACCAUGUUGAGGGAAAGCAUAUCUCACAUCAGCUUUGGACUCAGAACAAGCACCAACUGGCAGCUCUUGAUGCAUACCAUACCAGGAGGGCAUGGAUUAGCAUACACGGAUGCCAGUGUCAGUCAUUUCAAGGAGCUGGUACAGUCUGGUAAAUUUGGAUCAGACCACCAAACAGACCAAGCUCCAGCUACUCCCUCUCCCUCUCCACCUUCAUACAGUGAACAACAGCAGAGGAUCAUAGGCAAGUUAGAAGACAGGUUGGUCAAAGGACUUGAGGAAAGGUUGGUCAACCAAGUUAUAGAGCUGCUUGGUCCAGCACUGCAAGCAAUCAUCAAGGAUGUGGUCAACAAGGUGAUACCUCAAGAACCAGCUGUGCCUAUGAAUGCCGUAGAUUUCACUGACUUGUAUGCAACAAAUGACUUUGAAGAAGAACAUGUCAAUGAACAUUUCACAUCACCACCACCCAAUGAAAAUGGAGCUGCAGCAGAAUCAGAAGAUAUUGAUGGUCGGUGA
Suillus paluster is the source of this 2616-nucleotide messenger RNA. RefSeq lists its product as uncharacterized. The record is from RefSeq and is a predicted model, not a curated record. The transcript is spliced from 17 exons. The coding region runs from base 1 to 2616 and encodes 871 amino acids. NCBI's taxonomy places the organism in Eukaryota, Fungi, Basidiomycota, Agaricomycetes, Boletales, Suillaceae.